Messenger RNA from Strongylus vulgaris, 628 nucleotides. NCBI's taxonomy places the organism in Eukaryota, Metazoa, Nematoda, Chromadorea, Rhabditida, Strongylidae. The record is from the annotation of a GenBank genome assembly.
CGCUAACAUUUAAGUAUAGGGCACUUUUUGCUAGUUUGAACGCUAUUUUGUAAUAUUCCAGAUCGUUGCCAGUCUCCCUUUUCCACGUGCUGAUGGAAUUCUGGAUGAUCAAGAGAGACAGCCAUGUUUUGCGGACUGCACCGGAGAACAGAUUUUCUUCACGGACUUACGUGCAAAUACCUUAACUUGCAUCGAAUUAAGAAAAGAUCGCCUUGAAAAGGUGUACAGUAGAAGUCUUCAGCGGUUGCCAACACACAAAGAUGACGAAGCUGACCAAAGGUUCGUAUAUAUGAGCGGAAUUCGAUGCGACGAUUCUGGCCACCUUUUAGUCGCUGAUGCCAAAACACGAUGUCUUAAAUUGUUAACAUCGAAUGGGCAGCUGAUGAAGAAAGCUCAUAUGUCUGAUGGAAGCAAGUUCCCAUACUGUUCAACCUUUGGAGUGUCACCUUCGGGAUUGCUCAUGGCUUGCGACCGUGGAAGCAGCCGCAUGAUACUGUAUCGCAUUGGAGAGGAAACUACGCCUGAAAAUGCUAUUGUAACUGAUGAUAUUUUCGAUCGCAUGAUUGGUAGGAGCGGAGUAGAGGAAGAAGUGCGCCGAGCAAAGGACGCAGCACAUAGGUUCCGAUGA